AUGGAUGACCCCGCUACUCCAUCAUCAUCUCAGCGUUCUGCAACUCCAGUCACCUCUCCUUGCAAGGUGGCAGACCCAAAGGAUGCCAUCAUGGGCACCAUUUACUCUGCUUGGGAGAGGUUAUGCAAGGCUGAGCCUCUCGGUCUGGCCGUCGAUUUCGAGUUGCUUAUACACGAGUUCCUUUCUGCCCUGCACAAUCUUCGUGCCUUUUCGGACUUGAUGUCACAAACACACUACACCCAGUUUUGCCAAAAGGUCCAGGCACAUCUCGAUGCCUUUGUAUAA
Molecule: messenger RNA, 285 nt
Organism: Laetiporus sulphureus 93-53
Lineage: Eukaryota; Fungi; Basidiomycota; Agaricomycetes; Polyporales; Laetiporaceae
Exons: 3
Coding region: 1-285 (94 amino acids)
Source: RefSeq, a predicted model, not a curated record